Messenger RNA from Microcebus murinus (gray mouse lemur), 3629 nucleotides. Lineage: Eukaryota; Metazoa; Chordata; Mammalia; Primates; Cheirogaleidae. The record is from RefSeq and is a predicted model, not a curated record.
GCACUGCACAGCUGUGAGGGAAAGCCCAGAAUCAAGCUUUUGAAGCUGAAGGAAACUGAAACUGAAGCUAGCGUGGACCCCGAAUUUUAUUGACGAAGAAACAGCCCACAGAGCUAAAGUGACUUUGCCCAAGGUCGCCCAGGUGCCUCCCGAGGCAGGGCCAUGCUCACGUUCAUGGCCUCUGACAGCGAGGAGGAAGUGUGCGACGAGCGGACGUCCCUGAUGUCGGCCGAGAGCCCCUCGCCACGCUCCUGCCAGGAGGGCGGGCAGGGCCCGGAGGACGGAGACAGCACUGCCCAGUGGAGAAUCCAGGAUAGUGAGGAGGACGGUGAGGAGGACCCUGACCGCUAUGUCAGCAGCGGGGUCCCCGGGCGGCCACCGGGCCUGGAGGAAGAGCUGACCCUCAAAUAUGGAGCAAAGCACGUGAUCAUGCUGUUCGUGCCUGUCACGCUGUGCAUGAUUGUGGUGGUGGCCACCAUCAAGUCUGUGCGCUUCUACACGGAGAAGAACGGACAGCUAAGGAAGCUGAGCUCGAUGGUGCAAGCGCCAGGUCCUGGGCACAGCUGUGCCAUCAGUCACCGCGUGACCACAAGCAAGUCACUUCCUCUCUGGACCUCGGCUCCCUUGAAUGUAAAACAAGGAGUAGAGCAAGAAGCCCCCGCCCUCAGGAAGCUUAGCGUCUGCAGGGACUCAGAGCAGCGCAGCAUCUACACGCCAUUCACUGAGGACACGCCCUCGGUGAGCCAGCGCCUCCUCAACUCCGUGCUGAACACGCUCAUCAUGAUCAGCGUCAUCGUGGUCAUGACCAUCUUCCUGGUGGUGCUGUACAAGUACCGCUGCUACAAGUUCAUCCACGGCUGGCUGAUCAUGUCCUCCCUGAUGUUGCUGUUCCUCUUCACCUACAUCUACCUCGGGGAAGUGCUCAAGACCUACAACGUGGCCAUGGACUACCCCACGCUUGUGCUGACCGUCUGGAACUUUGGGGCGGUGGGCAUGGUAUGCAUCCACUGGAAGGGGCCUCUCAUGCUGCAGCAGGCCUACCUCAUCGCGAUCAGCGCGCUCAUGGCCCUGGUGUUCAUCAAGUACCUCCCGGAGUGGUCCGCCUGGGUCAUCUUGGGCGCCAUCUCUGUGUACGAUCUUGUCGCUGUACUGUGUCCCAAAGGGCCGCUGAGAAUGCUGGUGGAAACUGCCCAGGAGAGAAACGAGCCCAUAUUCCCUGCCCUGAUAUACUCAUCUGCCAUGGUGUGGACAGUGGGCAUGGCCAAGCUGGACCCCUCCUCUCAGGGAGCCUUGCAGCUCCCCUAUGACCCUGAGAUGGAAGAAGACUCCUAUGACAGUUUGGGGGAGCCCUCAUACCCCGAAGUCUUUGAGGCCCCCCUGCCUGGCUACCCAGGGGAGGAGCUGGAGGAAGAGGAGGAAAGUAAGAUGGCAGAUGGUCGGAGCUGAGACCUAAGCAGACCAGAGGUGUGGGAGGGGCUUGAAGACAGACCUGGAGACAUCUGAGGUAUUAUUUCCCAGGUAAUUAAAACAGCCAUUCUGUUAGGACACAAUCACAGACCACGGGCUGCGUGCCAGGUGGCACCUGGGACACGCAGGUGCUGUGGUAUAUGACACCUCAAGAAGGGCCUGUGGGAGCAGCCGGGUGCUAUGAAGUAUUCCAGUGACACAAGAGGGCUGCGUUUGGGAAGGAUCAACCUGAGGCGGGACUUGAAGGAUGAGGCCAAGGAGGGCAUCUGUCCCAGUGCCGACUGGCGCCUGCAGCUCGCGCCUGGCACUGGCUACCGCGGUCAGUGCAGACCCCACGGGGUGGGAGGCCUGGUCAUAGGACUGGCUCCCUCCAGACACCAGCUGCGAGUUCUCAGGGUCCAUGGGCCACCCACUCUUCUGACCAACUGGCUACAAAUGUGGGGCUCCCACGACGCCCUCAGGUUCAGUCAUUUGCUACAAAGGAUCACAGCACUGGGGAAAUCACCGUCCUUCCAAUCACAGUUUUAUUAUACGGAGUGCAACUCAGGGCUAGCCGAAUGAAACAGGGCGAGGUCCAGAAGGGUCCCGACCAUGCCUUUCCUGUGUCCUCUCGUGGUGGGACAGGGCACGCCACCCUCCUGACGUGUGGCUGUGCUCACCUAGCUUCAGGUCCAGCGUUCAUUGGCGUUUCGUUGCGUAGAUAGGAUGGACCAGUGUUUGCCGCCUGAUUGAGCCUCAUCCCCUGCGCCCACCCUAGGUCUGCGGCCCAAAGCUUCAACCGUCUGAUCGCAGGGUUGGUCCUUCUGGUGACCAGCCCCCAGUGUGAGUCAUCUCAUCUUUUAGCAUAGUCGCAGGUGUGAUCCAAGGGGCUCAUGAAUAACAAAACACUCCUGUUACACAGGAAAUUCCAAGGAUUUAGUCCCCUGGUAACCAGGGCCAGAGGCAGAUCAAAUUCAGCAGCCUUUGCUUUGCAAAGGUCAACUUACACCCGAACCUUCAGAGCUCUGUGGCUGCUGGGUGUGGGCCGUGGUCAUCGCCGCAGUGGAGGAGGGCAUCGGGUCUUAGGGUGUGUUGUAGUCUUGGAAGAGCUCGUAUUUUAUCUAGGGGUGGUGGGGAACCGUCAGUGUUUGUAAGCAGGAAGAUCACAGGAGAAGAGCUGCGUUCCUGACGGAGCCUGCUGGGGCACCAGGAGGGAGGGAAGCAAGGUGGCAGCAGAGGACGGGGAGAGGAGGUGGGGGGCUGGCUGGCAGGACUGCGCCAGUGUCCAGUGUCAGGGGUCCCCGUGGAAGGUGGUGCUGCUCACAGAGACUCGGGAGGGGCUGCAGGGUGCCCAGGUGGAUGUCCAGUGGACCUGACGGGGGGAGGAGCUCAGCAUGUACAUGUUGUCAAAGCUGGGGGCCCGAGAAGCGCAGGUAGCCAGGGAGGGUCCGGGGCGCUGACGGGAAGGGAGGACCCUGGGGAGUAGCCAGAGGCAGACCCGGGCCCAGACAGGCAGGUAGCAGCAGGGCUGCGAGCGUCCCCCGUUGGCGUGUGGUGGCUUGGCCAGAGAGCAGAGGUUAGCAGACAGGGGACCUGGUGCCUGUAGAUUUCCAAAGUGACCAGGAGGUGAUAUCCCGGGGUUCAUUUGAGAGUCCAGAUUUUAAAAGAAGAGCGAUCAGGGAGGGGAAAGAGCCAAGCGAGAGCAGGACAGCAGGAGCAGUGUGGCAGCGAGGGACUGGAAGGGAGGAGGACGGACGGCUGGCCAGGCACAGGGCGAGAUGCUGCCGGGAGCAGGAGGGACACCUACUUGGGGCCUGGAGGGGACAGGGAGGGUGGGCCUCCUUGGUUUGCCUUCUCGCAUACCACAUUGAUUGUCGACAGCCAGCAGAGUUACCCUGUGUGGGGCCAUUGUACUGAAGAAAACAAACUCAAAAGCAUUUUAGAGGCUUUGAUUUACUUACAGGGAUAGGUGUACGACUUACGAUUGCAGUUACCUGCUUGCAAGGGGAAAGGAUCCUAGGACCUCUUUUUUCGUGUUCAUACAUGCUCUUCAAAGGAGAGUAAUUAAAUUUCCUAGAAAAUAUCCAUCAUCCAGACCUGCACUCAGUGGCACAGCAGCCCCUCAGCCCCAGGCAAUGCAUUUUUAUUUGGCCUUCUCUUUGCUCAGCUAAGCGCCCAGCACC